CUAAAGUCAGUCAGUGAGUGUCAAAUAUUUUAGGUUAUGUUGCGAAGAUAGUUGAAAACAAUCCACUUUUCUAGUAUUGUUGGAAAGAUAUAAAAACAGAAUAAUGCUUAGCAAUGUUAGAAACGCUCUACGGAUUCCCGUAGCAGGUGUGGCGCGAUUAUUUCAGACAUCAGUACCCCGAACUUCGGAAAAGUUUGAUCACAAGAGGAUACCUCAGGAAGACGAAGGUGUCCAAGGAGAAAAAGUUGUUGAUCUAGACUCAGUGCUGAAGACAAAACAGAACUUAUUUCCAACUCUAGAUUCUGAUAACCAAAUAUUCGGAGGUAUAUUGUACAAACAGCUCCCCAUCUGCAACAUCCGUGUCUCUCAUAACAACACCAUAUUUACGAUGACCGAUGCUAGUGGCUCUGUGAAGAUCAUCAGAUCGUGUGGUAUGGAAGGCUUCAAAAAUACCAAGAAGGGAACCAAUAUUGCUGCUCAAACUACUGCCAUUGCUAUAGCCACUAAAGCCAUAGAUAGAGGUUUCAAAACUAUCAGAGUAAGAGUGCAAGGAUUGGGACCAGGAAGACUGGCAGCUGUAAAAGGUUUACAAAUGGGUGGCUUGGAUAUAGUCUCAAUCACAGACAACACCCACGUAUCAUGGAACCCGCCCCGACCAAGAAAAGCCAGGAGAUUGUAAUUUAAUCUAAUUAGUAGUAACUAGUUCUACAUUCGUCAUGUACAAAUAAACAAAACUUGUAACUGUA
Messenger RNA from Spodoptera frugiperda (fall armyworm), 746 nucleotides. RefSeq names its product 28S ribosomal protein S11, mitochondrial (gene mRpS11). Gene Ontology annotation, molecular function: mRNA 5'-UTR binding; structural constituent of ribosome; small ribosomal subunit rRNA binding. NCBI's taxonomy places the organism in Eukaryota, Metazoa, Arthropoda, Insecta, Lepidoptera, Noctuidae. The record is from RefSeq and is a predicted model, not a curated record. Gene Ontology annotation, cellular component: mitochondrial small ribosomal subunit; ribosome. Bases 104 to 679 code for a protein of 191 amino acids. Gene Ontology annotation, biological process: maturation of SSU-rRNA from tricistronic rRNA transcript (SSU-rRNA, 5.8S rRNA, LSU-rRNA); ribosomal small subunit assembly; translation. The transcript is spliced from 4 exons.